Messenger RNA from Fusarium verticillioides 7600, 1725 nucleotides. RefSeq names its product high-affinity iron transporter. Bases 446 to 1513 code for a protein of 355 amino acids. NCBI's taxonomy places the organism in Eukaryota, Fungi, Ascomycota, Sordariomycetes, Hypocreales, Nectriaceae. Gene Ontology annotation, biological process: iron ion transmembrane transport. The record is from RefSeq and is a predicted model, not a curated record. The transcript is spliced from 4 exons. Gene Ontology annotation, cellular component: high-affinity iron permease complex; plasma membrane. Gene Ontology annotation, molecular function: ferrous iron transmembrane transporter activity.
UCGAUGUUUUUUUUGUUUUUUUUUUUGCAUUCCGCGCUUUACUCUGCUGAUCCUUGCGGCAUCUCAAAAGUGCAACUCGUCUAAGUAUACGCUUAGCCAACAAGCUUAGCUUACAAGGUUGUAAUGCGGAUACUAAAUCAGAUCGUGUGUCUUUUGAUCCCCUGCUCUAGCUUUUUCUUCUCGUAAGAGUAAAAAAGUUAUCUGAUCGGCAGCCUGUGAUGACUGGAUCGUUCACAAGCUGCUCCAAUCCCAAAACGAACCAAGUGUAACAUCAAAUCCAAUAUCUCCGUUACCACACCCUCUUCUUGACAGUCUCAUACUUCUCACUUGACUGUAUCCCCUUAUACUUGAGCUCAAGACAGCUCCUCUCUUAUCUUGAGCCCAACACAGCUCUCUCAAGUGACUCAACUGCACAACACAAUAAUAUCAACUGUCUACUGUCAACAUGGCUGUAGACGUCUUUGCGGUUCCCGUCUUCCUUGUUGUCUUUCGAGAGACUCUUGAGACAGUCAUCAUCGUUUCUGUCUUGCUUGCUUUCCUCAAGCAAACCCUUGACGGUCCCAAUGGUGACAUCAAAGUGUACAAACAGCUGAGACGCCAGGUCUGGCUUGGAACGGGCAUUGGUUUCUUCAUCUGCUUGGUUGUCGCCGCCGCUGUCAUUGGUGUCUUCUACACCGUUGGCAGGAACUCAUGGGAGAAGAACGAGUACUACUAUGAAGGUGCAUUCUGUCUCUUUGCAUCCCUAAUCAUCUCCGUCAUGGGCGCAGCUCUGCUCCGUAUCGGAAAGAUGCAGGCAAAGUGGCGAGUCAAGCUGGCAAAGGCUCUCGAAUCACCAAUUAAAGCUGGUUCCAAGGGAUGGUUCAAGCAGUUCGUUGAGAAGUACGCUAUGUUCGUCUUGCCUUUUGUCACCGUCCUUCGAGAAGGUAUUGAGGCCGUUGUCUUCGUCGCUGGUGUGUCCUUUUCUGCUUCAGCCAAGUCCAUUCCUCUCCCAACUGUUGUCGGCCUCUUUGCCGGUUGCUGUGUUGGCUAUCUCCUUUACAAGGGUGGCGCGAGCACCAAACUUCAACUCUUCCUCGUUCUCUCGACCUGCCUCUUGUACCUCGUGGGUGCCGGUCUCUUUUCUCGCUCUGUCUGGAGUUUCGAGAUGGCCAAGUGGAACGAGUACAUUGGUGGUGAAGCUGAUGAGUUUGGAAACGGGCCUGGUUCCUAUGAUAUUGACCAGAGUGUCUGGCACGUCAACUGUUGUGCCUCCACCGAAGCUAUUCAGAACGGCUGGGGUAUCUUCAAUGCCAUUCUUGGCUGGACAAACUCCGCUACUUAUGGCUCUGUCAUCUCCUAUAACCUAUACUGGAUUUGCGUCAUGAUUGGUUUCAUCGUCAUGCGUUUCAAGGAGACACAUGGCAGACUGCCUUUCGGAAAGGCUAAGGCUCCUGCCAACGCUGUUGAUGAUGCCGAGAGCCACGCCAGCUCAACUCCCAAGAACACAGCAACAGAGAAGACUACUACCGCCUAAGAGAAUAUAUGAGAAGAGAGUCGAGGACUCAUCUGCAGAUGGCUCAUUGUAUAAUUCACUUAGCUUUCUAACGACUCUAUGAGUCUAGCUUGGUCUAUAUCCAAUUACACACAACAAGCAAGUCUUGUUCUAUAUUAUCAAUUUUCAGGAGUCCAAUCCCAUUCAUCAGCCAUGAACAUAGCCUUUGCCAUUUUGUCUACAUAAAGUGCUCC